UACUAUGCCAUCUUCGCAAAAGCUUCUUCGCGGUUGACGUCGGAAUGAACGUUUUGGUUCAAGACGUGAUCGGAGCUCUUUGACAUGCAUGACCCAUGUGUUGUGCUCUAUCAGUGCGGAAUGAAGAACUAAUAAUUACUUCCAAGGAAACCACCGAUCUCUAGACCUGCCACAUCCUUGUUGUACUGAUGCACGGGCCUGAAUUUGGGCCUUUGCAUUCCCGAGAAGACCACCGCUUCAACACGAUCCGCUUUGUCCUGUUUUACGCGUAACAGGCUUCUAACCAUAUGACACAAAGUCCCCAACUCACGCUAUCAUCAGCGUUACUCGGGCGGCCAGGUCCCGUUAGCUUGUACGCUAGCGGAGUCAGGAUCACAUCGCACUUAUAAAUGCAGCACCAUCUGGAACCCUGGAGGGGUCAGCCUCAUCCUCACUCUUUUGUUCUGUAACUAUGUUCAGCGGGUCAGAACACCGCGAUGCUUGGUGCGUCCCUACACUACGCUUUGGCAACUUAUGUAGCCUCACGACAGAUUGCAUCUGAUGUCAGCGCGAAGAAGCAGCAAGAUCGAGCAGAAAAGAUUGCUCGAUUAACACCUAAAUACUCUGCUCCACUUACCGAGGAGGACCAGCGAAUACUUGGUCUGUCCUUGACUCAGCUUGUAGGCGAGUGCAACGAUGGCGCCAUCAAUCCUUCAUCUAUCCUUUCUGCCCAUGGCAAGAAAUGCUUAGCUGCUCAGGAAAGCACGAAUUGCCUUACCGACUUCAUGUUUGAAGAAGGCCUUUCGAAAGUUACCACGAACAGACCCCUCUCCGGUGUUCCUGUCAGCAUCAAGGAUUGUUUCGAUGUCGAGGGUCAUGACACUACCUUAGGAUUCUCCAGCAAGGCGAACCAACCCGUGCCCUCGUCUGCAUCUAUCGUGCAGCUCUUGCAGGACGCCGGCGCACUUAUUCACGUAAAGACAGCGGUGCCCACUGGAAUGUUCUCGUUCGAGACCAAGUCUGAUUUGUUCGGCGAAACCAGUAACCCAUACAACCCAAAGUUCGCAGCUGGCGCCUCUACGGGUGGUGGCGCCGCGCUCCUUGCAUACCACGGGAGCAAAAUAGAGAUUGCUUCUGAUAUUGGUGGUAGUGUCCGUUUUCCGCCAGCUUACUGUGGUGUGUACGGCAUGAAAGCAUCAUGGGGUCGAUUUCCCGCCCAUGGUUCCCAUGCAGCUCCGGGAGGCAUGGAAAGCAUCCAAACCAUUCCUUCUCCGAUGGCCAAGACUCUGGAAGACUUGAUCUCUUUCUGGGAAAGAGUGGUUGGGAUGAAACCUUGGGAAUACGAUCACACGUGCGUUCCUAUUCCGUGGCGCCCUGUAGAUUUUGUAUUGACCGGCAAGAAACCGAAAUGGGGAGUGAUAUGGGACGAUGGUAUCAUGCCUGCGACUCCUGCAUGCGAACGAGGUCUAAAGUCCGCGGUGGAGUCGUUGAGAAAACUAGGCCACGAGGUGAUCGACUUUCAACCUCCAAGCAUUUUGGAAGUGUUGAAGACCGGUUUCCAAUUCUUAUCUGCAGAUGGAGGUGCGUGUACAACGUUCAUCACUUCAAUUUGUCUCAUGGCGAUCCUUUCAGCUGAUACUAUUGCCGCCCCUCUUUCCCCGUCGGAAUCGCUGAGUGACCCAAUGAUGGAAUUCCGAAGAAUUUUGAAGAUGCCGCUCUUUGCUAAGCGUUUGAUGGCCUCACUGCUACGGAUGCUGUCGCGACCUGCCGGCCGCAAUGACGCUUUUGCGGCGUUAUCUGAGGUUUUACACCCCAUGUCUGUCGCGGAAGAGCGAGCGCUAGUUCUCAAGCGAGAAGAACAGAAAGCCGCUUGGACAAAAGCGUUUAAGGACCAAGGCGUCGAUUUUAUCCUGACGAUCGCUCAUCCGCUUCCACCGGUCCUGAGAGGGAAGUCAGGAACAGCAACAUUGUUAUCGGCCAGUUCUGCGUUCUUGUUUAACGUCCUCGACUUUACCGCUGGAGUAGUACCGGUGACUUUCGUUGACCGAUGGCUCGAUGCGCUUCCGGAUAACUUCCAGGAGACAGAAGCUUACGGCAAGCUCAACGACGCUGCGAGGAACAUGUUCUCAUGUUACGAUGCGGUAGCGAUGGACGGUCUUCCGAUCGCCGUGCAGGUCGUCGGGCGCCGAUUUGAAGAAGAGAAGGUCCUUGAGGGCAUGAAGGCAAUCGAAACGGCUUUGAAGGAAACUGACAAGGCGUUUGUGCAGAGGGAAUUCUACUAAUGUCUGACGAACUAAAUGAGGGACUAACGCCCAAAUCUGGAGGUUAUUUAGAUAUCAUACUGUUUUCUAUCGUUUUUCUACGAACGUCGUCUAAUCGUCAAUUUGCGCAUCUCUACUCCCUAAACAGUACAUACCUAGUCAUCAAUGGAAGCAUUCUUUGUUGGUUUUCUGCUUGCUCCAUUCAUUCUCUGAUGGUCAGAUGUUUUCUGUUCAGAAGGCGAACUACAUAAUCUCGACCUUCGGACCCGGUCUUUUGCUUCGGG
This is a messenger RNA of Somion occarium, 2524 nucleotides long. Lineage: Eukaryota; Fungi; Basidiomycota; Agaricomycetes; Polyporales; Cerrenaceae. The record is from the annotation of a GenBank genome assembly.